AUGGCUACACAGGUGUUGAUUGCCCAUACGGGCCAGCGGCUGGAGGUCGAUAUCACGCAGUUCUCCAGUCUUGACGACUUGAAGUCGUGGGUAGCUCGGAAUAGCGCCGUGUCGUUGCAGCAUAUCGUUGUCUUGACCCCCCAGGGCCGCAGCGUCAAGUUGGCAAACCUUCACACCGAGAAGGAGAUAUACGUCUACGAUAUCCGUGUCACGCAGCCGUCCGCUGGCAGUGCGUCAUCGCUCAUCUCCGAGGCCUCGCUGCCUCGGCGCCAGUCCAUCCCCAACGCCCCGAAUUCGAUCGACGAUAUCCAAGCAAUCACGUCAUGGCAGGAAUUAUGCAAGGAGCGUCGCAAUUGGGCGACGCGUAUCAUGGAGGACUGCGACCAAUUGAACGCGGCUGCGCAGGCCCGAUACGAUGAGAUAGACGUCAUGAUCAGGUGCCUGGAUGCUGCCGUCACCAAUGUCGAGAUAAGCGUCAAACAAAUUGAGCCAAAGUACAACGAACUGAAGAAAUGGGUUACGCCGGCCCUGUCGGAGCACGAGCAGCUGGUUUCAUCCUGGGAUCGUUAUCUUGAUCUAGCCCGGAGCAUACCGAUAUCUUCAGGCUUGGUUAAAUUCAUGACCCGCGGCCAAGUGAACAAGGCCGACCCCACACUGGAGGAUCUAAUCGAGUUGGAAACGGCCAACAAGGCCGGCAAGUUGGCUCCUACGGCGCAUCGGCGGUUCAGCCAAAAGGCCAGCGAGCUAGAUGGAGCCGCGACCCAGAUGUACCAAGGCACCGAUUCUUCGCAGCUCAUGGAGGAUAUCGAGGCGGUGGCCAAACAAAUCGAUUCAGAUUACCGUACAGCCCUCAAUUAUGGCAAUUCACAGCGAGACUUAGCUCAGGCUUCAAAGACGGCCUCGAUUCACACCGAAAGACUUGUCCCAACCCUCCGAAAACGAGCAAAGGAGAUGGAUGAAAUGGCUCAGUAUGCGACACAAGCGCGAAAUGCCAUUGCGGCGGAUUCUGUAAGCUUUAUGCGGAACAUUACGGAAAUCACCUCCCUGCACAGCAGUGUCAGAAACCAAAUCAACGUCCUGAAUCAAUCCGAAGAUGACAUGACAACCUUUGACUACCUGCGACUCAUCCAGCAGCUGCCAUAUAUGUACGCCUCCUUCAUGGUCGAGGCCAUCCGAAGGCGAGAGUGGAUCGACAAAGUCAAAGCUGACUCUUCAACGCUUGCCAACGAGAUGGCCUUAUUCCAGGACGAAGAAUCGAAGCGUCGUAAGAAGUGGCAAAAGAUGGUUGGCAGCAUGUAUGGGCCAGGACUCGAUACCAAUGUUAUGGGUCUCGAGGUCAACCUGCGGGGUGAAGAUAUUCCCUGGCCCUCCAUUGGGAAGCCCGAGUUGGAAGAGUUUCUUCAACUGCUGCAGGAGCGAAAUACGGACCAAGAGAUCGUGAAUGAUGUUGCCAAGCUCCUCCAAGAGCUCUCUGCCCCCACCAAACAGCAAACCAAGAGACUCAAGGCAUUCAAGAACGGCAGCGUGCACGAGGCAGCUCUGGGGAGAAGUGGGCUCUUAAUUCGCGGCGAUGACGACCUCAUUGGCUCUCUACAAGAUGAAAAGCUCAGGCUGGAAAACAAGCUCAAGACAGCCGACAGCAGACUGUCGCAGCGGAUAGCGCAGUUGGAGAACGAGCUUCGCGAAGAAAAGAAGCGCUCUGCGGACUUCCAGAAAGACCUUGACAAUCGCGUCAAUGAGAGAGAUGAUAUGAGAGAUAGGAUCGAAGAAGUCAACUCGACGAAGAAGGAUCUCCUUGAAAACAUGGAAGCCCUGAAGCGCGAGUUUCUGGACGAGAGAAUCUCCUUGGAGAAUGAGAUCAAGACGCUCAAGGCCCGGCUGGAGGAUACGGAGGAAGAGAUGGAUCAUUUUGGGGAAUCUCGGGAGAACGAAAAGGCCAAUUUCGACGAGAAAAUCCAAGCCCUCGAGGCGGAGAUUGAGCGGGCCAACAAGGAACGGAAGGAUGAUAUGCUCAAGUCCCAGGGCCAGGUUGAAUUCUUACGCAAAGAGACGCAGAUGCAACGGGAUCAGCUUGAUGCCUCCGAGCGAAGACUUCGCUCUGUACGCGAAGAGGCCCGACUUACAUCCAAGAAGCUCGAGUCAGUGGAAGAGAACAAGGCCAUGCCAACUGACGAGGCUGAUUUGACCGAAGCUCUCAUCUCCAAUGCCGCCGAUAUCGUCGAGAAGGUGCGGAAUUCUGGAAGCACCGCUUCGCUCUUACGAUCUGAGCUUGACAAGGCGACCAACUCAGCCAAGGAGCUUCGAGCCGAACUGACUCAGAUGAAGGAAAACCUCUCGUCGCAAGAGAUGUCUACGAUGCACGCUCGUGAGAACCUUGCCGAGGAAAAGGCCAAGGUAACCGCCUUGGAACGCGAAGUGACGGAGAGCAGGGAGGAGCUGAACCAGCUCCGAAGCCAGCUAUCCGAUGGUGAGACUGGAUCUGAGAUGCUCCGCAAGAAGCUCGAGAAAGAGGAGAAGAAGGUUACGGAGCUCUCAGAAGAGGUUGCCUGGCGACAGUCCCAGGUUGGCAGCCUUGAAGAAGAGUCCCGGCUCUUCAAGCAGAGAUUUGAAGAUGUCCAGUCGAAGCUAUCCGCGCUUAGCGCGCAAUACGAAGCGCGCGACGGACGAACCAAGGACUUAACACAGAGGCUCUACUCCCAGAAUGACCGUCUAACCAGACUUCUCGAGCGGGUAGGCUACUCCAUCAGUCGAGAUGCGGGCCAGAUGGUGAUCACGAGGGUGUCUCGAUCUGACAAGCUUGCUGUAAAUCCUAACGACUCUUCGGACCCCGGCUCUUCCCUCCGCCGAUCCCUUAGCCUAGGUGGUCGUGCCAUGACUGAUAGUUCCGACUUAGAGCUCCUCUACUGGGUUAGCAACGCAGACCCUACAGUUGAGGAUGAGAAAUACCAGGCCUUUAUGGAGAAGCUGGGCACGUUUGAUACCGACCUGUUUUCCGACACCAUAUAUCACAGAGUCAAGGAGGCAGAACACAAGGCGCGAAAAUGGCAACGGGAAGCUAGAUCAUACAGAGACCGGGCGCACAGCUUACAAAAGGACUCUCAUAACAAGAUUGCGUUUAGGAACUUCAAGGAGGGUGACCUGGCACUUUUCCUCCCAACUCGAAAUCAGCAGGCGGGAGCCUGGGCAGCCUUCAAUGUGGGAUUCCCGCACUAUUUCCUCCGCGAGCAAGACGGUCACCGACUUCGUCACCGAGAGUGGCUUGUUGCCCGAAUCUCCAAAAUCCAGGAGCGUGUCGUGGAUCUUUCCAAGAGCCUACAGCCAAGCAACGAGACCGACUCAAAUGACGAGGAGAAUGACAACCCCUUCCAACUGUCGGAUGGCUUGCGAUGGUAUCUCAUAGACGCCCAAGAGGACAAGAUAGGGGCACCCACAACGCCCGGGAUGGGUAAAUCAACCGUUGCCGCCAAUAACGUCGAGGCCACGGCUAAUAUUCAAUCCCACGCAGCCAAGGGGAAAGGGAGGAGUCGGGACAGUAUAGCGAGCAUCGAGGGUAUUAACAAGACUCUUUCCAAGAGCCUAGAGAGCCGUCGAAGCAGCUCGGGGUCUAAGAAAGCCCUCCCGUUCCACAUCAGUGGCGGAACAGCGCAUUUGAAGAACAACAGCGCGCUGGCGAGCGAGACCAACUCUCUUCGUGCCGCUCCUCCCGACACACCGACAGCCACAAGCCCGGUCCAGGGCAGUGUCCUCAGUGCUGCCAAUACCGAUGGUGGGCAACGAGGCGGCGAGCCGUCUGCGCAGGACAAGUCGGGAAAGGCCCCCGAGGUACGAGCCGUUGACUCUCUACUUGGGCCCUAG
This is a messenger RNA of Trichoderma breve, 3855 nucleotides long. Its product is annotated as autophagy-related protein. Bases 1 to 3855 code for a protein of 1284 amino acids. Gene Ontology annotation, cellular component: Atg1/ULK1 kinase complex; phagophore assembly site membrane; extrinsic component of membrane. The record is from RefSeq and is a predicted model, not a curated record. The transcript is spliced from 6 exons. Gene Ontology annotation, molecular function: protein kinase binding; molecular adaptor activity. Gene Ontology annotation, biological process: piecemeal microautophagy of the nucleus; autophagosome assembly; autophagy of peroxisome. NCBI's taxonomy places the organism in Eukaryota, Fungi, Ascomycota, Sordariomycetes, Hypocreales, Hypocreaceae.